Symbiodinium necroappetens is the source of this 1647-nucleotide messenger RNA. The record is from the annotation of a GenBank genome assembly. NCBI's taxonomy places the organism in Eukaryota, Dinophyceae, Suessiales, Symbiodiniaceae.
AUGUUUCAGUUUGCCAUGCUGCUGCUCGUAAACGCCGCCGGUGGUCGCCACGUCAAUUGCAGAGACGGGCCCUGCGCUCCGGGCAACGACAGAUGCAUUGGCAGCUCUCCGACGUACACUUUCCACUUGGCAGACCCCACCUGCGACAUCAACGAUCCAAACGGUCCUUUUUAUGACCCGGUGCAUGGGGUCUACCACAACUUCUAUCAGAUUCACCUGGCUCUAGACAGGAACGGUACAGGCAACGGUCCGGACUGGGGUCACUGGGUCAGCCGCGACUUCAAGAAGUGGGCGCGCAUGCCCGUUGCCAUCUGGAACGACCAGUGGUACGACAAUGUGGCCAUCUUCACUGGCUCAACGACCAUCGUAGACGGCAAGCCAGUGAUCAUGUAUCCCGGCAAGUGCCAGAACGACCCUUGGUGCGGCAAGGAUGGCUUCGUUUACGCCUUGGCGGUGCCUUCCAACGCAUCGGACCCACUGUACACCAACUGGUCGAAGACAGGCUCGGCCUUUGGCAAGAACUUCACCAACCCCAUACUCAGCAACACAGGCGAUGAUCCGUCCACUGCCUGGAAGACCGAGCACGGCGAGUGGCGAGUCAUUGGCAACCAGGCCUGUGAGCCGGAGGGCGGCAAUCCAAUCUACGGCUCCAUGGACUUCGUCCAGUGGUACAAGGUCGGUUGCACCUCGCUACAGGCAGGCGAGUGCCCCUCACUAUUCCCGUUGCCCAAGCUCACGCCCGGCAGCGAGAGGUACCUAGAGACGCAGGGCGAGCUCCCGAACUACGUCCACAAGGCUGGCGCGGGCCCGGACAGGCUCCAAGUCGGAACCUGGACGGACGGCAGGCCGGGCCCCGAGGGCUUGGGCACUGUCGGGACCUGGACGCAGCUUCCCGGCAGCCGUGAGGUGAGCCUCGAUAUCUACGCAGGUUAUGCCUCUAAGGACUUCUGGGACCCGGUGAAGGAGCGCCGCAUUCUCUGGCUUUGGGGCAGGAUCCCCUCGGGCAUCCAGGCCAUGCCCCGCGAGCUGACCUACCACGCCGGCCUCAAGCAGAUCCUCUACAAUCCGGUGGAGGAGAUCCGGGAUCUGCGCACCCACACGAUCUCCCGGCUUGGUUCCACGGCCCUGCAGCCGGGCCAGCAUGUCAUACUCCAGGCAGCGAUGGCCUCUGAGGUUUCGCUCGAGUUCGCCAUUCCGUCCUUUGACACCAACUUCAGCGUCACGCUCCUGCCGAGUGGCGGCAGUUUCUUCCUCGAUGUCGUCCAGUCCGCAAAUAGCACGCCGAGUGUGAAGGUUGGUUUCAACAAAAACCGCCAGCCGCUGCCGCUGCUCCCCGACGAAGAGAAGCUGACAAUGAGCCUCUUCAUCGAUGGCGCCGCUUGCGAGGUCUUCUUCCAGGACGGGCGCCUCGCCGGUGUCGUCCACAUCAAUGCCACGGAGUCGCUGGAGAUCGAGGCCAGCAGCGCCGCGCAGAUGGUGCAGGCGGUCUCCUAUGGCAUGGCGAACAUCUACACGUCCCCGGAGGAGGAAUGGGACCGUGGCCUGGUCAGCUGUCCCGUCCAAGAGACAUGGCCUGGCUACAGCUAUCAAGUCGAAGAUGAAAAUCGCGAAGCCAAAGAUCAGCCGGGGACCCAGACAGGCCAGUGA